GUCUUUGCAAUAACUGAAUUUCCUUGAACAAUCUAAGCGUUAUUCUUCUGAUUAAAUUUGUGUAAAAUAUUAGCAAAUUUUAAUAUGUAUUUUGAAAACGUGGAAAUAUUUCAUACAGAGUUAGGGCCCGGGUCCCAUUAUUAAAGCCGUCCCUGAUGCAAAUUUAAAACAUGGCUGAGAACUCCGAAAAACAUAACUCUAUGAUAAUAUUCGAGAAAUCAAAUAUUAUAUCGAGAUUCGUUCUAAGAUAAAAUGAUUUCCAAUCUGGACAGUAAUAUAUUUGAUAAAAAAUGAUUUUAAAAAAUGUUACACGACUAGAAAUUAUACAGGCAAAAUUGUGAAAAUUCGGGUGCAACGAGAGAUUCAGUUGCUGUAAACACGCUUCCGAUCGACUGCUGCAAUUUUCACGAAACCUGGCUCAGCGGCACACACCCCCUUGUAGAAAAUUGUAAAUAACUAUAAUUUAAGGACUCGGAAAGGAUACGCCAGCACGAAAGGAUGCUUUACUUGGAAGAUUAUGUUGAAAUGAUCGAGCAUCUCCCACAGGAGUUGAGGGACCGUUUUACUGAAAUGAGGGAGAUGGACUUAGGUGUUCAAAACUCGAUGGACAGUUUGGAAAAGAAGGUGAAAACCUUCUUCUCCAACGCCAAGAAAAUGAAACCUAGCGAGAAGGAUGCGGAAUACGAAACAAUUAGGAAAGAGUAUUACAAGACAUUAGAGGAUGCGGAUGAAAAGGUGCACCUAGCAAACCAGAUGUACGACUUGGUGGAUAGAUAUCUAAGAAGAUUAGAUCAAGAACUGCACAAAUUUAAAAUGGAGCUCGAGGCUGAUAACAAGGGCAUUACUGAAGUUUUGGAAAAGCGCUCCUUGGAAUUAGAUCAGCCGCCUACGAAUAGUAGUCAAAAGGAAAAUCGUUAUAGCUUUACACCAAGUAGAUCCCGUGACAAUCACAGUCAUUGUAAGUCAAUUCGCACCAGCAUAUUGGAAACUAAUAUCAAAAAGUAUUAUUCACAUAACCAAAUUAUAUCUCCUUCUUCAGCAGCACGAGCAGAAAAGAGGAGAGACUCAAAUGCAUCGUCCGCAUCAAUAGAGAAACGUUUAGCGGUAGAAAAAAUUCCUCCGAGUCUUCCUGAGUCUCGACCAGCAUCAGCCAAUUCUGGUCCCAUUAUUGCUGCCACAAACCUACCACCAACCCCUAACGCAAUUGCCAACUCAGUCGGUUCAGUCAGCUAUAAUCUUGGCCAUAUUGGUGCAGGUGGUAAUGCCAUUGCAGCAGCAGCUUCGCAAGCGAUUGCUGCCACGCAGCAGAUGCAACAAGGAAGACGAACUGCAAGUCUGAAAGCUAGUUAUGAAGCCAUCAACACUGGUGGGGUCCAUGCAGCUGAGUUCAGUAGAGAAUUGGCCGGCGCCGCUCAAACUGCCAUAGCAGCUAUUCAAGAAACAACUAAAAAGCAUAAGAAAAAAGUAACAACUACUGUUCCCAGCUCAAGUGUUAUUACUGCCGCAGUUCAGCAACCUGUUUCACCGCCAGUAGUGACCGCACCUGUUGCGGGUACAGAUCCAGAUAAUCCAGAUUGGACCUACGACCCUAAUGAGCCAAGAUAUUGUAUUUGUAAUCAGGUAUCUUAUGGAGAUAUGGUCGCCUGUGACAACUCUGAUUGUCCAUUCGAAUGGUUCCAUUAUCCAUGUGUGGGCAUAACAGCUCCACCAAAGGGCAAGUGGUACUGUCCUCAGUGUACAUCUUCUAUGAAGAGACGUGGAGGACGGAAAAACUGAUUGCGGUAUAAUCAAUCGAAUAAUAAUAAAAAAGGAUUGCUACUACCUCUUAGGUACUGUCUGUUGAAUAUCAGCUUACAUAGGAAACUGUCAACUCUGAUUUCAUAUGACUUUUUAAUUGCGUUUAUAAUUUAAGAAGUGGUGAUUGCGUCGUUAACUCCAGGCUUUUGUUUUAAGUGCAGCAAGACAGGAUGACUUUAGGCAAAUAGUUUCGAUUUGCCGUCUGUUUCUCUUCUUUUACGUCUAAACGGGACAAUAGGAUAGAUGGUGUUACUUAUGAUCCAUGUGUUAUAUAUGCGUUUUCGCAUUCAAUUUUACGUGAGGGAAGACUGUUUUUUGAAAAGCCAGGAACCUUUCGUGGCGUCAAUGUCCUUUUGCACCGUUCUGAACUGAGCUGAGUGUAAUGAAUUUUUCAUAUUACUUUCCCUAGUUCUUUUUGCAAAAGGAGAACGGAUCAAAAGCAUUCUUUUACGAUCUGAAAUCGAGGAUGCGAUCCUAAAAUUGUUCCUGUUUAUGGAAACACUGGUACUGAACCGACAAAUUGUCUCCAUAUUGUUAUGUGGCAUCAUAUAACUUAAAAUGAUCUUAAUGUGUUUCGAAUAAACUCGUCAAUCGAAAUCCACUUGGUAAUUUGCUGAGUACGUAACCGAGCGAGCAAUAAAAUUAUACGUGUUCUACGCUUUCAGAAAACAAGGAAAAACAGAGAAAAAAAUGAAAUAUACAAAAGUGUCUGGUUUCUGGACAAAGAUAUGUAAUAACUUCAAAUGUGUAAUAAAGCAAAAGAUACAGCGGU
Molecule: messenger RNA, 2569 nt
Organism: Cephus cinctus (wheat stem sawfly)
Lineage: Eukaryota; Metazoa; Arthropoda; Insecta; Hymenoptera; Cephidae
Gene: Ing3
Product: inhibitor of growth protein 3
Exons: 5
Coding region: 499-1776 (425 amino acids)
Biological process (GO): regulation of DNA-templated transcription
Cellular component (GO): NuA4 histone acetyltransferase complex
Source: RefSeq, a predicted model, not a curated record